Molecule: messenger RNA, 1626 nt
Organism: Ochlerotatus camptorhynchus
Lineage: Eukaryota; Metazoa; Arthropoda; Insecta; Diptera; Culicidae
Gene: Coq2
Product: ubiquinone biosynthesis protein COQ2, mitochondrial
Exons: 2
Coding region: 189-1517 (442 amino acids)
Biological process (GO): ubiquinone biosynthetic process
Cellular component (GO): mitochondrial inner membrane
Source: RefSeq, a predicted model, not a curated record
CGAAUCGGCUCACUCGGCUAGGUGCCCGUCUGUCCUCCGGUUCGCGGAUUUUUGGUUGUAGUGUUUGCGUAAGUGGUUUUCUCCGCGGUAGUUUCGGGAAGCCCGUAGUUCCGUCGCUCGCGGUUGUCUUCACGUGGAGGCACUUCGGGAGCUGAUAUGAAGUGACUAAUCAAAACGGUCGAGAUUCAAUGUCGAUCAUGUUACGUCGUACACUGACCUGCUGUUCGAGAUGGACGACACACAAGAUUCCGCAGCUGUCCCCACCGUGCUACGGGUUUCAAAUCCGGCGGGGGAUUCUGUACAAUCGAGCUCCUGCUGUUUGUGCCGGUGCGAAUCUGCGAAGGAAGGAGGAGACCCGAGCUAACCUCACUAGCACUGGAAGCAGAACUCUGACGGAUCCACGGUGGUCGGGAUAUAGUUUGCAUAGAAUUACUGGUGGAAAUUAUGAGUUAGCAUUAAGGGAAUUAAGUAGCAAAGUUAGUGAUAAGAAACCGGAGCCAAAGGGUUUGCUACAGAGCAUAGUACAGAGUCCGUACGCGAGGCUGAUGAGAGUGGACCGACCGAUCGGGUCUUGGUUGCUGUUUUGGCCUUGCGGAUGGAGUAUAGCGUUAAGUGCACCAGCCGGGUGCUUGCCCGAUCCGUGGAUGUUGGCAUUGUUCGGAACGGGAGCGUUUAUCAUGAGAGGUGCCGGCUGCACGAUAAACGACAUGUGGGACCGAGACAUUGAUGGAAAGGUGGCUAGGACCAAGAGUAGACCGCUGGUAGCCGGCGAACUGAGUACGGCGGAUGCUUGGUUCUUCCUGGGUGCUCAGCUAGGCGUUGGACUGCUGAUUCUGCUGGAGCUCAACUGGUACUCGAUAAUGCUGGGGGCCAGUUCGUUGGGUCUAGUCAUCAUCUAUCCACUGAUGAAACGGGUAACCCACUGGCCGCAGCUGGUCCUGGGCAUGACAUUCAACUGGGGCGCCCUGCUGGGCUGGAGUGCCACCCAGGGUUCCGUGAUGUGGUCCGCUUGCCUUCCGCUGUACCUGUCCGGCGUGUGCUGGACCAUCGUGUACGAUACGAUCUACGCCCACCAGGACAAGGUGGACGACGCGCUGCUGGGCAUCAAAUCGACUGCGAUCCGCUUCGGCGACAAUACCAAGCUUUGGCUGAGCGGAUUUUCGACGGCCAUGAUCGGCGGGCUGGUUGCAUCGGGGAUGGUGUGCGAGCAGACGUGGCCCUUCUAUUCGGCACUCGGGGUGAUAUCGGCCCACCUGGCCCACCAGAUCUACUCUCUCAACAUCAACAACCCGACGGACUGCGCCAACAAAUUCAUCUCCAACCACCAGGUUGGGCUCAUCCUGUUCCUAGGCAUCGUCUUGGGUACCCUGUACAAAGGCUACGGCCAGACCACUUCUUCAUCGACGCCGUCUCCCGCCGCAGCAGCACUUUCACCUUCUACCUCAUCCGGAUUGGUCCUGGCAGCGGCCAAUCAAACGACCCCUACCGUCAUGCCGAGUCAAGCCAGCGCCGUCUAACCGACGCGCCGCCCCGCAACCUUCAGAAUUUUCGAUUCGUUUACCUUUAAUUUAUACUGUGAGUAGAAUUUUUGAAAUUCAAAUUGUGUCAUAGAUUUGAAAAACAAAA